Molecule: messenger RNA, 1799 nt
Organism: Saccostrea echinata
Lineage: Eukaryota; Metazoa; Mollusca; Bivalvia; Ostreida; Ostreidae
Product: heat shock 70 kDa protein 12A-like
Exons: 4
Coding region: 1-1743 (580 amino acids)
Molecular function (GO): ATP binding; ATP-dependent protein folding chaperone
Source: RefSeq, a predicted model, not a curated record
AUGGACCCAGAGGAAACAAAUUUGAAAUUCGGAAUUCAAGUUUCGGAAAUGUCUCUGCGCAAUGUUUGGGAUAUUGUGGUCGCUUUUGAUAUUGGCACAAGCUAUUCUGGGUAUGCAUAUUGUGACAGGAAGGAAAUAAACACAAAAUCGAUCUCCCUGAACCAAUGGACGGGAAACAUGGUUCCAGAUCCGAAGGCCAAAGCACCUACUACAGUCCUUGUUUCCAAAAAUAAGUCUUUUCAUUCUUUUGGAUACGAGGCAGAGGAGUUUUAUGCGCAGCAGGUCUGCAAAAAGAACAACGAAGAUUGGUAUCGAUUCAGAAACUUCAAAAUGGUUCUGUAUAGGGAAACAAAUGUCCAACGCAAUAUAGAAAUCAAGGAUGACUCUGGUAGGCUUUCACUUCCAGCUUUAGAAAUUUUUGCAUGGGCUAUUCAAUCUCUGAAGGUUCACUUUGAAACAACAAUAAAAGACAGGUCCCUAACAUUUGACAAAAACAACAUUUUGUAUGUGAUAACAGUGCCUGCAAUUUGGAAACAAUCUGCAAAACUCUUCAUGAAAGAGGCUGCAUUAAAGGCUGGAAUUCUAGAGGCGCAACUUUUGAUUGCUUUAGAACCGGAGGCUGCAGCAAUGUAUUGUAAAUCUCUACCAGAUCAAACACUAACAGAAACAUUUAAACCAAAUAAAAGAUACAUGGUUUUGGAUCUUGGAGGAGGAACAGCUGAUGUUGUGGUCCAUGAUGUUUUAGAAGAUGGCAGACUAGCAGAAGUUUAUAAAGCUUCUGGUGGUGAUUGGGGAGGAACUACGGUUGAUAAAGAAUUCGAAAAAUAUAUCAAAAUUGUCUUCAAUAGCGAAUCCUGUCUACAACAGCUAUGGGAAUGUGCUCCAAGAGAUGCAUUUGAUAUGGAAAGGGAAUUUGAAAUGCAAAAAAGACAAAUCAGUAAUGCUCCGGAUGGAAAUAUUCGAUUAAAGUUACCAGGUAGAUUAAAAAUGUUUGGACAAAUAUCGGUGAAAGAUUCCGUUACUUUUGAUCAUUUAUACGUAGAAAACUCAAAAUUCAAGGAAUUUUUUGAAGAAGCCAAGAUUCAAAUUAUAUCCUUGAUAAAAAGAAUUCUGAGAAAGGUGAAGCAUUUGGAUCAAAUUCUUCUCGUUGGAGGAUUUUCCUGUUCUAGAUAUCUAUGUGAACAAAUAAAAUCCCAUUCUGACUUCUCAAAAAUAAAAUUUUGUUGUCCAAAGGAACCAGGCUUAGCUGUGCUUCAGGGAGCAGUCAUGUUUGGAUAUCAUCCAGAGGAAGUUAAAUUCCGAAUAUGCCGAUAUACUUAUGGCAUUGGUGUUCUGCAAGAUUUUGAUGAAUCAAUCCAUCCCAAAGAGAAGCGAGAUAUUGUAGACGGUGAAGUGGUCUGCAAAGACAUCUUUGAUGUUCUCGUUCACGAAGGAGACAGGGUAAAGUACGAUGAACCUAAAGUCUCCAUCUCCAAAAGCAGUCAUAAGCAAGCGGAUAGAAAACAAAUACCAAUUCGAAAAGAAAUAUAUGCUGGUAAAAAUAUUAAGAAGGAUGGGCUUACAUACGUCACAGAUCAAGGAAUAAAAUCGAUAGGGAAAAUUACCAACCAACCUCCAGUGGAAGGAUGGCCAGAUCUAGUGAACUUUGAAACAAAAGUAUACUUUGGACAGACGGAAAUAAAAGUGGAGGAUUUCGAUACUACAAACAAGGUCUCCGUCAAAGCCGAGUUUGAUCUUAUCUGAAAAUAAGUUUAUGGUUCAUAAACAGUUUUAAAUUAAACGCUCUUAUUUUUUCGCAU